Molecule: messenger RNA, 2063 nt
Organism: Chrysoperla carnea
Lineage: Eukaryota; Metazoa; Arthropoda; Insecta; Neuroptera; Chrysopidae
Gene: S6k
Product: ribosomal protein S6 kinase beta-2
Exons: 9
Coding region: 89-1609 (506 amino acids)
Biological process (GO): signal transduction; protein phosphorylation
Molecular function (GO): protein serine/threonine kinase activity; ATP binding
Source: RefSeq, a predicted model, not a curated record
UGUAGUUGUUCUGUCAUACGAGCCACCUCAGUUCUGUAAUUGAACGCACCCAAUUUGAUCGUGUAACCAUAACCCCAUUCCCAUACUAAUGUACCAGGUGGACAGUGGAGAAAAAAUGGCAGGUGCAGGUGUUUUUGAAAUCGAUCUUGGAGAUGUUGAAAUUCAAAGACAAUCUGAUGAUUCCGAUGAUGCCUUAGAUAUUGGAGAGGGUGAUUAUGAUGGAGCACCCAACGUAAAUGCAAUUAUGCGUGGCGAUGAUUUGGAAACAGUUGAAGUAUCACAAUACAAUAAUGUAAACCCAAAUAUGCGUGUUGGCCCACCAGAUUUCGAAUUAUGUAAAGUAUUAGGUCGAGGUGGUUAUGGUAAAGUCUUCCAAGUUAGAAAAUUAACAGGAAAAGAUAGUGGUCGUGUAUUUGCAAUGAAAGUAUUACGUAAAGCUGCAAUUGUACGUAACCAAAAAGAUACCGCACACACGCGUGCAGAACGAAAUAUAUUAGAAGCUGUAAAGCACCCAUUUGUCGUAGAAUUAGUAUACGCUUUUCAAACAAAUGGAAAAUUAUAUUUAAUAUUAGAUUAUUUAAGUGGUGGAGAAUUAUUUAUGCAUUUGGAACGUGAGGGAAUAUUUAUGGAAGACGUAGCUUGCUUUUAUUUAGCUGAAAUAACAUUAGCUAUUGGUCAUUUACAUCGUCAAGGCAUUAUAUACAGAGAUUUAAAACCAGAAAAUAUAUUAUUGGAUGCACAAGGCCAUAUCAAAUUAACUGAUUUUGGUCUAUGUAAAGAACAUAUUUUAGAUGGUAGUGUAACGCAUACAUUCUGUGGAACAAUUGAGUAUAUGGCACCAGAAAUAUUAAAACGUACUGGACAUGGUAAAGCGGUUGAUUGGUGGUCAUUAGGUGCAUUGCUAUUUGAUAUGGUCACAGGCACACCACCGUUUACGGCGGAAUGUCGUAAACGAACAAUUGAUAAAAUAUUAAGACAUAAAUUAAAUAUGCCACCAUUUUUAACUCAAGAUGCGCGGGAUUUAAUACGUCGAUUAUUAAAAAGACAUCCAGAAUCACGUUUAGGUUCUGGACCGGCUGAUGCUGAAGAAAUUAAAGCACAUCCAUUCUUUAAAACAAUGGAUUGGGAUGAUGUAUUAAAUAGGAAAUAUGAACCACCAUUUAAACCUUUACUAAAAUCAGAAGAUGAUGUGUCACAAUUUGAUUCAAAGUUUACAAAAGAAACGCCAUUUGAUUCACCUGUACAAGAUUCUCAAUUAAGUGAAAGUGUCAUGAAUUUAUUUGAAGGUUUUACAUAUGUUGCACCGUCCGUCCUUUUGGAACAUUAUCAACCUCGAUCACCACGUCGAUACUCACAAACAAUGGCGAACGGUGGAUCAAUACCAAAUGGUGCACCGCGAGCACUAUCACCAAGGCGUACAUUUUCUAAACAGAAUAUAGUUGCUGCAGGUUUUCAAACCCCUGGUGCGAGUAAUCAACCAGGUCCUUCUAGUAAUAACAUUGUAGGAUUUCAUAAUCAACCUGUACCAUCGGGUGCUACACAUUUUAAUACGGGACGACCAGGAUUCCAAGAGGAAAUGAUGGAAGUUCAAAGUGUGCCUCCUGUAUAGUAAAUAUUAUAGAUCAAAUUUAUUCAACCUUUAGCGUUAAAACAAUAAUAUUAUUAUAAUACUUUAGUAAUUGAAAUACAUUUAUACGAACACAAACACUAAGUGAAAUCGAUGUUCGUAUAUUUGUUGUUUUUCUUUUUAUUUAUGUAAAACGCCAACCAACCUUGCUCCCUUUAUUAUUUGAUUGCCGUCGUUACAAAAAAGUUAUAUAGUUAUUCGUGUGAGUACGUAUUUAUUUAAAUAAAAUCUUUUAUAUACCUAUAAAAAUAGUGUUGUGUUUCGGCCUAUUGUAAGAUGAUUUUCAUCCGAUUUAAUUACAAAAAAAAAAAAAUAUAUAAUAAUAAUAAUAAUAAAAAUAUAAAUGCGUACUCGUUCAGUGUGUAUCAUCGCAACAUACCAAACAACAAUAUGAUUAUAAACAAAUCAAUAAUCAGUCCAAUAGUUUUCCAUUUAU